AUGACACAACAUCCCCCACCCCUGUCUGUGACACUAGGACACAAUGACACAACAUCCCCACCCCUUGUGUACAAAUCACUCACCAGUGACAAUAAUGCUCCAGGAGUAAGUGUGUACAAAUCACUCAGCAGUGACAAUAAUGCUCCAGGAUUAAGUGUGUACAAAUCACUCACCAGUGACAAUAAUGCUCCAGGAUAUAAUGUGUACAAAUCAUUCAUCAGUGACAAUAAUGAUCCAGGAGUAAGUGUGUACAAAUCAUUCACCAGUGACAAUAAUGCUCCAGGAUUAAGUGUGUACAAAUCAUUCAGCAGCGACAAUAAUGCUUCAGGAUUAAGUGUGUACAAAUCACUCACCAGUGACAAUAAUGCUCCAGAAUUAAGUAUGUACAAAUCACUCACCAUCUAUUGUCACACUGACCCCACUGCCCCAGUCUGGUGUCACACUGACCCCACUGCCCCAGUCUGGUGUCACACUGACCCCACUGCCCCAGUCUGGUGUCACACUGACCCCACUGCCCCAGUCUGGUGUCACACUGACCCCACUGCCCCAGUCUGGUGUCACACUGACCCCACUGCCCCAGUCUGGUGUCACACUGACCCCACUGCCCCAGUCUGGUGUCACACUGACCCCCCUGCCCCAGUCUGGUGUCACACUGACCCCACUGCCCCAGUCUGGUGUCACACUGACCCCACUGCCUUAGUCUGGUGUCACACUGACCCCCCUGCCCCAGUCUGGUGUUACACUGACCCCCCUGCCCCAGUCUGGUGUUACACUGACCCCCCCCCCUGCCCCCCCAGUCUGGUGCUACACUGA
Messenger RNA from Candidula unifasciata, 813 nucleotides. Lineage: Eukaryota; Metazoa; Mollusca; Gastropoda; Stylommatophora; Geomitridae. The record is from the annotation of a GenBank genome assembly.